GUCCGAGUCGCUGCGGGUUAGCAAGGAGGUAUUGAAAGCGAACUGGGGGUCAUGCCGCGGGGUCGUCUCUGCGCCUGCGCCUUGCCGGGAUGCUGAACCUUGCGGCGCUGCUGUGGCGCCGGCUCCUGCGCAAGCGCUGGGUGCUCGCCCUGGUUUUCGGGCUCUCGCUGGUGUACUUCCUCAGCAGCACCUUCAAACAGGAAGAGAGGGCAGUGAGAGAUCGGAAUCUCCUCCAAGUUCAAGACCGUGAACAGCCCAUCCCGUGGAAGGUGCAGUUUAACUUGGGCAACAGCAGCCGACCCAGCAACCAGUGCCGGAACUCCGUUCAAGGGAAACACCUCAUCACUGAUGAGCUGGGCUAUGUCUGCGAGAGGAAGGACCUGCUGGCGAAUGGCUGCUGCGAUGUCAGUGUCUCUAGCACAAAGCAGUACUGCUGUGAUGGAUGUCUGGCCAACGGCUGCUGUGGAGCCUAUGAGCACUGCGUUUCCUGCUGUCUGCAGCCCAGCAAGCAACUUCUACUGGAGCGCUUCCUCAACCGGGCAGCUGUGGCCUUCCAGAACCUCUUCAUGGCAGUUGAAGACCACUUCGAACUAUGUUUGGCUAAAUGCAGAACCUCGUCCCAGAGCGUGCAGCACGAGAACACAUACCGUGACCCCAUAGCCAAGUACUGCUAUGGAGAGAGCCCACCUGAACUCUUCCCCGAGUGAGGCCUGACGGACACACACAGAACCAGUGUGGUCCACGUGAGAUCGGGAACGAGAAAGCCACAAAAGGAUCCUUGGCUUUGACCGUGUCUUGUGGCAUCGGGGGUCUCAGGCUCCCUCAUCGUCAGCUGGAGCGGAUGGACAGAGCUGUUCUGUAGAGGAGGCUGGACGAGGCCCUGGGACCACUGGGACCACUGGUACCGCUGGUCAGGGGCCGGUGCUUGCUUCUGUUUGAUCCUUUGUUGUAGUUAUUUAUUGACUUUCCAGAGCAGUGGACGGUGCAGGGUUUUCGCAGCACACCUUUGCCUGUCCAGCUGAAUGCACUCGAGGAGGCGACAGUUGCCCUGGUUCCUGAGUGCCACUAGUGACGUCUCUCCUGCACCAGAUGAAAGUUUGCCUGCAGGGGUGAGGGUGUAGGGACUUAUUUUUGGUUCUGUUUUAACCUUUGACCAGCAGUCCUUGUAUCCAUAUGCCAACAUUCAGGGGUGCAUAGACCCUCAAGGAGGUGCUGGUCCCCCCUGAGUCUUCACAGAGUUGCCUGGGUGUUCUCAUAUACCUGAAAUGAUGGUCAGAAGCCUGAACCUCUGCCUGACUAUCCCAGUAGAGUUUGCCGUCGCCGUGUCCAUGUUGAAACUCCUCAGCCUUGAGGUGGGGGAUCCUGUCCCUUGUCUGUCGCAGAAGCCAGUGGGGGACAGACGAAAGUGUGCAUUCGAAGCAUCAUUCAUUCUUCUCUGCUCUCCGAUCCUGGCUGUGUGUCAGAGGCAAACACUUGUUCUCCCUGUAGUUCAUAAGGAAAAAAACUCCCAAGUUCUUAUUCCAGCCUCUAGAGAGUUUCAGUGGGAGAUGUAUGUGGUUGCCAUGGCUUAGAGAACAUCCCAGAAGCAGGUCCAUGUCCAGGGCUUACAGGGGUGGUAGUUGUCACCAGUAACUGACAUGGGGGUUUAAGCCUAAGGUCAAGACACCCCCCAGUGCUCCCAUUUUGUUUUCAGGCCAUCAGGCCACCCAUUAACAAACACUUCUCCCCAGACCCCUUGCCACCCCUUAGGGUAGGACAUGAUGUUUUGUGAUUUUGGACCAGGUUGGCCUGGGACCGGCCAUGAGUCUCAAGAUUUCCUAUCAGCGGCCUGGAGCCGUGACUCCCAGCUGUGUGCGCCUUCAGGAUGGAAUGUCCUUCAGCUCCCUCCUGCUUCCUCCUCCUGAAUUGUCUUCUGUCAUCUCUACAGAAGGGAGGACAGACUGCGGGCAGUUGUCUUCUCGUUUUGUCUUGCCGUGUUGGGAUCCAACCCAGGACUUGGUGUGUGAUUAGCAAACUUUCUGCUGCUGAGCCGUGGCCCUGGCCAGGGAAUCAACUUUUAGUGUUAGAUUCUGUGCUGUUUGCUCUGGACUUCUCAGUAUGUUGAAUCAAGCUUCAUGAAAUCUGGCACGUAUUGGAAUGUUCUGGCAUACUCAUUCUUUCUGGUAACUUUUUUUGUUCGUUUUUUGUUUUUUGUUUUUUUUUUUUUUUUUAGGACAGGGUUUCCAUAGCCCAGGCUGACCUCCAACGCGGUAUAUGUUUGACAGCAGCCUUGAACUUCUGACUCUGCUCUCUGCACCUGCCAGCUGCUGGGAUUAUAGGCACAUGCUAGCUUUUGAUACUAGUCUACAGACUUGGUCGGCAUCGAUGAUGAUUGGUCUCUGCCCUGAGUCACUGUUUGUGCGUCACCGUUAAGAGAGGUGACACACAUUCGAUGUGAACAGUCUGGCGUGUUGCCGAUGCUCCCUGACUUGGCACUGGGAAGGCACGUCGUGUGCACGGUCUGCACCAUUGCGGUCAAGAAUGCAGUUUGCUGGAGUUCCACUAGGUAGAUGAGGAGAUAGCAAGAGGCCCUCCCGAGCCCCAGCCACGACUGAACGAUCAAACCCACACAAGAACUUCAUCUCCAGUCCUGCCCCAUUGUCCUGUGCAGACUCGCCUCCACACCCUCUGCCCUAAGAAUGGGUGGCCUUCAGUUCUUCAGUUAUCCCAGACGGGAGAGCAGCGGUGUCUGCAUCCACUCAGUCCAUAACACAAACGUCACUUUCCAUUGGCCGUGGCUGCGGAAUGUAGGGUUUGUGCUUUAAUCAGUUAGGGGUGUGUGUGUGUGUGUGUGUGUGUGUGUGUGUGUGUGUGUGUGUGUUUGUCACUGGCCAGUGAAGAACUCUGCCUCACCUCCCUUGCAGAGCUCCCUUGAUGGGGUUUUCAGCUCCCUUGAUGGGGUUCCUAGAAUCAGAGGCUAUAGUUUUGAGUACAAGAGUUUGUUUGUUUUUGUUUUUUGGACCCAACACUAAUGAUAAAAUAAUAGCCUAAAAGUCACCCAGUCUAGAGAUAAGCACCAGCUAUUUUCCUCUUCCUCUGUGACUUUCCAGUCAAAAUAAAAACAGAAACCACGCACCUAGGGCAUGCUUCCCCCUGGAAAACACUGCCAGUGGGUUUGUAAUCUGCAGGCCUGCGUGACAUCCUUCAUGGCUUCAGUGUGACACUGAGUGUGAUGUGUCAAUCAUGCCCUAAGCUACUUCCUAAGAGUUCAGUGUUCCAGUCUGUAUUUAUUUUAAAGAUCACAGUCCUGUGUGUGUCAGCUUAUAUUGGACAUUGAGUCUGGGUUAUAAAGAUCUUUUUUUAACUUCGAAUAUUCAAGGUGCAGGGGAAGUUGGCUCAGUGCUUAAGAGUGCUUACUGCUCUUCCAGAGGACCUGGCUUCAUUUCCCAGCAUCCACGUUGGGAGGCUCACAACUGAUGGGAUUUGUGACCUCUUCUGGCCUCCACAGGCACCCAAAUAUGCGACACACAUUCACACAGACACCACACACACUUGCAAAUAAGGUAGUAAAAAUAAAUCUCUUUUUAAAAUUACAUUUUGUUAUCGUGGGGGUCGAGGACACAUGGGAACCAUGGUUUAGGUCAGAGGCCAACUUUUGGGAGUUGGUUCUCUCUUGCACCAUUGUGGAUUCUGGCAUGGAACUCAGGUCUGUCCUGGAGGCGGUGCCUUUGCCCAUGGAGUCAACUUGCUGGUCCUAAGUGUGUAUCCGUGAGUUAAAUGAUAAUGUACACAUGUGCUAUUAGUUGUGUGUAAUAACUCACACUGAGCCAAACCCGCUCUGUGUCUUGAUUGAUCAUUUAUUCUCUUCCCAUUUUUUACUACAGAGCAUUUUGAAAUGAAUGAAGCCUGAAAUAAUUAUAUAUCUCUCUUGCUCUCCUUUCCUCUUUUCCCCUCACGUCUUUUGCCUUUGAGUCAGGGUCUCUCUAUAUCCCAGGCUAGCCUCAAACUCUCCAUCAUCCACCCUUUGACUCCUGGGGUUUUAAACCUCAGCCUCUUCUCGAUUAACUGUCCCUCGUGUGACACUCGGGCAAUUAACUCACAUUCACAAACCCAUCUCUCUAAUAGAGUUCGGGCAAUGGUUUGUAACACAGGGCCCGUCCCUUCUCCAAUCCCUGGCCCUCAAGGGACACUUGGCAGUGUCUGGAGAUACUAUCCAAAGCUGGACUAGGAAAGGUCUCACUUGUCCCUAAUGGGCGUCUGCAGUUGCAGCUCCCUGGUCCACGGUGCUGAGGGCAGUCAGGCUGCGCAUACUGGCAGUGCCUAGGUAACAACCCAGCUCCAGGUCACGGCUGUGCCCUAGGCUGAACGGACUGCCAGCACUAAGCACUGACUUCAUUAUCUCCCCACCCCAGAGAAAUCCCGUGCUCAAGUGCUGAUUAAAUUAUGCUGUGAUCCCCACAGGACAUGCCAGCAUAACAGCACAUUCCUGCCUCAAGGCACCAUGCACGCACAGUGUCCUUAGUGAGCUCGCCGUCCACCCGGCGGACAGUUGUCUGCAGAAUGAGCUGGAAGUCUGUGAGCUAUCGGUGGAGUGGGGGUAGGGUGAGAGGGGGGCUGUCCCCGAAGGCUCCUGGGGGUUCAUUCUGUUUAAGAAGGCAUAGUGUGAGUGCAAGAUAAGAACGAACUGAGCCUAAAGAGAGCCUAGCUACCAGGACAGUUUUCUUCCCAGUUGUGUAAGUACGUCUGUUGCCAAUGUGUCACCUUCCAGGCAAGGUUCUUUCUGGGCGUUUUUAGACAGUUCGUCCUGGUGUGACUGCAGCUCUGGGUACCAGCAUUGCCACUUUCUCGAAGUUGCAUGUCUGCAGCAUCCCUUGUGCAGUCCAUUUUCAAAGAUGUGAAUGGUAGAAGGUGGUUUGGUUCGCCACCAAUGGUUAUGCCUAUGCCACCAACUCUUGACUCCCAGCUGAACCCUAGCAGCCAUCUAAAGAGGCCUAGGCCAUUCCCUGUGAGAGUUCAGGACUAAGAAACACAAGCCACAGCCUUUAAGAUAAAGAAAGAGGUCUAGCAGAAUGUAGGGGCUGUAAUCCCAACAUUGGGGAAGCUGAGGCAGGAGGAUUGUGCACUUGAGCUCAAUCUGGGCUCCACAAAAUGAGACCCUGGCUCUGAACAAUAACCAACAACAAAUCAACUCGCCAGUUAAAACAGGAAGAGCAGCUGUUCAGGUGUUUCAGUGUGCAUGUGGUUGCAGCUCUCAGGACUGGACGUUUCUCUGAACCCGUAGGGCCAAAAGGGAUUAAACAGCAGAACUAGAGACAGGCUGUUCUGUGUGGUCCAGAGUGUAAGCCUAUGGUCAAAACACGCCCAGAUGACCUGGAGCUGUGUGUCAUGAACAACGCUGGUUCUAGACCACUGGCCAUGCUUGUUCUAAGAUAGGAGCGUGUGUGUGUGUGUGUGUGUGUGUGAGAGAGAGAGAGAGAGAGCACACCACGCACGUGUUUGUCUUGCCCUGUGUGAAUGGAACACUGAGGUUAGUUGCUGGCACUCAGAAGGCUGGGCAGGAGAAAUCCAAGUCCAAGUCCAAGAACAGCUUGGGCUUCAUGUUGAAACAUGUGCUGAAACACACACACAGUUGUUUUUUAAGUUUUAAUAAAAUAUUUUCUUUCUUAAGUGUUGGUGGUUUGGAUGAUAAAUGUGAUGAUCUGUGUGUUGCUCUAGGCAUGUGUCAUGCAUUGGCCGUGUGUGAGUGUGUGUAUGUAUGUGUGUGUGUGCAGUUGUGUACUGUGUGUGAGUAGAGCAGUGGAGUGAAGUCUGUGGCCAGCAUCCUGACCCACCUCACAAGAGCCUGGGCAUUCAUGAACUUGGGUAAAAUUGACUUUCAGGCUUUGGUUUCUCAUUCUCAUUGCCAACCAGAGUGGAAGCUAACACAUUUACGGAUUCCACAUCCUGGCUCUGACCAGAUCCCACUACUGAGCUAAACAUGGCCAGAGCCUUAUCUCUUCAUUGCUCUGUGUAUACUGUAUUUUGCACAGGGGAGGUGGACACUAGCCACAGGGACCCCAGUUGACCUCAAAGCAACCCCUCCCCGAGGCAUCCUGAAGACAGAUCAAACCUGGACAAACGUUUUCUUCAACUUCCUUCUCUGAUUGUCUUGGGUACCAUGUGCUUGUCGUGUGUGCGGCCCUGCGCCUAUAGAAACAGCCUUCGAACUCCUGUGUAAGUGUAAGCAAAGCUACCUUUUGGUGGGGAUGCCCAGAGCUGUGUGUGCGCAGACUCUUUUCACUCGAUGAGAUACUCCAUGGCCUUGAGCGGAGAUGCCCAGAGCAUGUUAUACUUCCUAAGCAGGGCUUCCCUGGGAAGGGCUGCCUCUCAUGUCUCUUACAAAGAGGAAAUCCUAAAAACAAGCCUUCAAAAUGAAAUUGAGCCCUUUAGGUUCCUAGUCCCCAAAGGAUAGCAUUUUGUGUCUAAAUGUGUUAUUUUAUGUGCGUGUAUAAAUAAAAAUGGAGUCACACU
This is a messenger RNA of Psammomys obesus (fat sand rat), 6489 nucleotides long. RefSeq names its product SREBF pathway regulator in golgi 1 (gene Spring1). The coding region runs from base 90 to 707 and encodes 205 amino acids. The transcript has 5 exons. The record is from RefSeq and is a predicted model, not a curated record. Gene Ontology annotation, biological process: positive regulation of SREBP signaling pathway. Lineage: Eukaryota; Metazoa; Chordata; Mammalia; Rodentia; Muridae.